This is a messenger RNA of Closterium sp. NIES-65, 16783 nucleotides long. NCBI's taxonomy places the organism in Eukaryota, Viridiplantae, Streptophyta, Zygnematophyceae, Desmidiales, Closteriaceae. The record is from the annotation of a GenBank genome assembly.
AGUUGUGAACAACGCAAACCUCAAGGGCUCGCUUCCUUCCGAUCUCGCCUCGCUCACAGCUCUCACCAACAUCGGCGCUCCCGGCAACUACCUCAUAGGAACCGUGCCGCCGCUCGGCCCUCUACUGCUCGUAUUGGACCUCAACUUCAACUUUAUCUCCGACCUCCCAUCCGCGGCCUACACGUGGUGCGGAGGCAAUCUCAACUGCCUCGUCACGCCCUCCAAGUGCAACCACCGGCGGCACGGUUCAGCGGCCAUGCUCGCCCUCAAGGCCUCGCUGGGUGUCACCCUCACCACGUGGGCGGCCACUGUGCCGUGCCAACUUGCGGGGCAGACCACCACGGCUGCAGUGUGGAGUGGCGUGCUGUGUGACAGCACUGGGAGGGUCGUGAGCAUGGCUGUGGCUAACUCGAAGCUCAAGGGAUCACUUGCUUCGGACAUCUCCACGCUCACAGCCCUCACUUACCUCAACCUGCAGGGCAAUCUCCUCAGCUACCGCCUCGACUCCUUCACCACCAACCUCCGAGCCUUGCCAGUGCUGGCCGACAUCGCUCGCCUCUGGGCUGCCUCACUCUGGACCGUGCGCGGCAACUUCCUCACAGACGUGCCCACAGCCAGCUACACGUGGUGCGGGGGCGCGGGCAACUGCCUGCUGACGCCCUCCAAGUGCACCAGCGGAGGCUCCGCCCAGCGGCCUGCAGCGGAUUGUGCCUUCUGCGGCACCACCAACGGCGUGGGGCCGUUCUGCUGGGCGGGGGCAGGGGGAGUGUGCGCGGUGGACGCGGCUGCACCCAUCGCUGCCGGCACUGUUAACUCGCCGACGCAGCCCGUGCGGCCGAUGGCGUGUGCGGGCGGCUCGGUGGUGGUCAUCAAAGAAAGCACAGCCAUGCUGGCGCUCAAGUCGUCCCUGGGGGUGACGUUCAGCACGUGGGCGGCGUCGGUGCCGUGCAAGGUCAAGGGCCAAACAGCGCCCAUCCCCACGUGGACCAGCGUGCUCUGUGACUCCGCCGGCAACGUCUUGAGCAUGCAUCUCAUGAAGCAGCUAUUCCAGGCACCGCUUGCUGGUUUCACCCGCCAACCUCCUUCCACUCACCACCACCUGCUGUCAACCAAUCCGCCUCUCCUGCAUCUCACGAAGCAGCUCUUCCAGGCGCCGCUGGCUGGUUUCACCGCCAACCUCCCUCCACUCACCGCUACCCUCAAGGAGCUCUUCCUGCAGUACAACUGGUUCUAUGGCUCCAUGCCCGCCGCACUCCUCAACAUGCAAUCGCUCAGUGUGCUUGGAGUGGGCUACAACUACCUCACUGGAAGCUUCCCAGCUUCGCCCACUCUGAAAACCCUGGACGUGCGCGGAAACUUCUUCUACACCAUGGGAAGCAUGACUCUCAGCUGGUGCGACGGCCACACCAACUGCUUCACCACUCCCUCUGUCUGCGGCAUGGGAGGCACCACACAGCGCCCCGCAGCAGACUGUGCCAUCUGCGGCUCAACCAACGCGCAGCCGCCCUUCUGUGGCGGCACCGGCACGUGCGCGCCUGACUCUGCGGCUGCGGCCGCGCUGGGCACGCCUAAUGCUAUGGGCUCGGCCACACUGCCCCUGGUGUGCGGUGGUGUCCCCAUCGACGCUGCUGAUGCUACGGUGCUGCUGGCGCUCAAGUCGUCGCUGGGCGUGACGCUGAGCAACUGGAAUGCGGCAGCGCUGUGCACGCUGGAGGGGCAGACGCUCCUGCCCGCGCAGUGGGGCGGCGUGCGCUGCACCGCUGCCGGCAAAUGUGGUGGUGAUGCCUUUGUUCCCACUCCUUUGCCUCUCUCAUUCCUCCCCUGCCUCUCAUCCUUGGCUCCUCCCCCUCGUUGCCAUGCACCCACCGCACUCACGUGCCAUCUGCGCACAUCAGAAGAGGAUAGUGACAGGGCGACUGGGAGGUGUUUUGAGUCGGCUCAAAACACGUCCCAUCUGCGCACGUCAGAAGAGGAUAUUGACAUGGCGAAUGGGAGUUGGGAUGCACUGUGCAUAGCAUGCCAGCUUUCCUUGUCAGUGGGUGCACUGUGCAUAGCAUGCCAGCUUUCCUUGUCAGUUGGUGCACUGUGCAUAGCAUGCCAGCUUUCCUUGUCAGUGGGUGCACUGUGCAUAGCAUGCCAGCUUUCCUUGUCAGUGGGUGCACUGUGCAUAGCAUGCCAGCUUUCCUUGUCACUGGGUGCACUUGACUUGGGCUACAACCUCUUCCAGGGCCGUCUCGACUUCUUUGCCGCACCGCUCAAGCCCCUCACGUCGCUCAAGGCGCUCUUCUUCCACUACAACUACUUCGCCGGCUCGAUUCCUUCUGCCAUCGCCACACUUCCUCAACUCACCUCACUAGCUGCCCUCCACUCACAACAAUCUCCGUUCCUCAUGCCCCAUCCGCUGUUCAUCCACCAUUUCCUCAUCCACUCCCCCUCCCCUUCCCCUCACCACCUUCCCCCCAACUUUCUCCGCUCCCCCCCAUUCCCCCCCGGCAGCGGCCUUUUCUCCAACUACCUUACGGGCACCGUGCCCAUCCCUGCCAAGACCCUGCUGGCUCUGGACGUGGGCUUUAACUUCCUCUCGGGCACCUUCCCGAAGCUGCCACUCAUGUUCUGUGCGGGCGACAACAACUGCUUCCUCAACUCCACCGCCUGCCGCACCUACGGCAUCGUGCAGCGCCCUGCCGGCGCCUGCGCCAUCUGCGGCACCGCCGCCGGCCAGGGCGACCUCUGCUUCGGCGGCUCCUGCGCUCCUGACGCCGCUGCUGCCGUCACCGCCAGCACUGUCAACUCGCCCAAUCAGCCCAUCCUGCCCAUGGCAUGCACAGUGUCACUUUACCUUCUCGGCGUUCUCCCGCUUUUGCAUAGGUUGCUGGCGUUUCUGCUGAUCGCACCUCUGCCCGUCCUCCCCACUGCUCUCCUGCCAUUCCUCACCCCGCACACUCUCCCCCUCUCUGCCUCUUCUUCGCUCUCCUCUGUUACAGACAAUCCCGCAGCGCCAAUGGACACAGGUUCAGGUGCGUGUGCUACUCACGCAUGCCUUGCCACCCUGCCUUCAUGCAUGGUUGGCCGGCCCUCAUGCGUCCUUCUUUGCCCUCAUGCGUCCUUCCUUGCCCUCAUGCGUCCUUCCUUGCCCUCAUGCGUCCUUCCUUGCCCUCAUGCGUCCUUCCUUGCCCUCAUGCGUCCUUCCUUGCCCUCAUGCGUCCUUCCUUGCCCUCAUGCGUCCUUCCUUGCCCUCAUGCGUCCUUCCUUGCCCUCAUGCGUCCUUCCUUGCCCUCAUGCGUCCUUCCUUGCCCUCAUGCGUCCUUCCUUGCCCUCAUGCGUCCUUCCUUGCCCUCAUGCGUCCUUCCUUGCCCUCAUGCGUCCUUCCUUGCCCUCAUGCUUCCUUCCUUGCCCUCAUGCGUCCUUCCUUGCCCUCAUGCCUCUGGCGCUGCUGAACGUGAAGUCAACGCUGGGAGUGACGUUCACCAGCUGGGCGGCUGCAUCGCCCUGCGCCAUUGCCAACUCCACCAUCACCAUAGGAGGCACCUGGACCGGCGUGCUCUGCUCCGCUGCUGGCAACGUUCUCAGCGUCGACCUCUCGAACAACCUGCUGCUUGGAAGCCUUGACAAAUUCGCCUCCUCCUUCUCGGGCCUCAAGGCGCUCCUGCAGCUGUCAGUGCCGCCCGCCUCACCCUCACCGCGCUCACCCAUGCCACUCGAAUCCGCCCUGCUCUCGAUCGUGUUGCUCUCAGCUGUACUGCUCUCGAUCGUGUUGCUCUCAGCUGUACUGCUCUCGAUCGUGUUGCUCUCAGCUGUACUGCUCUCGCUCGUGUUGCUCUCAGCUGUAGUGCUCUCGAUCGUGUUGCUCUCAGCUGUAUUGCUCUCGCUCGUGUUGCUCUCAGCUGUAUUGCUCUCGAUCGUGUUGCUCUCAGCUGUAUUGCUCUCGCUCGUGUUGCUCUCAGCUGUAUUGCUCUCGCUCGUGUUGCUCUCAGCUGUAUUGCUCUCGACCGCGUUGCUCUCAGCUGUAUUGCUCUCGAUCGUGUUGCUCUCAGCUGUAUUGCUCUCGAUCGUGUUGCUCUCAGCUGUAUUGCUCUCGAUCGUGUUGCUCUCAGCUGUAUUGCUCUCGAUCGUGUUGCUCUCAGCUGUAUUGCUCUCGAUCGUGUUGCUCUCAGCUGUGCUGCUCUCGCUCGUGUUGCUCUCAGCUGUACUGCUCUUGAUCGUGUUGCUCCCAGUAGUCGUUCCCUUGUGCGGCCUUCAGCACGCACAAUAUGGGCGCCUCAACAACAACUGGUUCGCGGGCUCCUUUCCUCAGACCCUCAUGUCGCUUCCCGCUCUCACUCUGCUGGACGUGCACGCAAACACACUGACAGGGUCACUGCCCGCCGUGUCAUCCAUGCUGCAGGCGCUCUUCCUGCACGACAACUUCCUCGCCGGCACCUUCACCCCCACCGCUGCCCUCACCGCGUGUGACGCCAGCCUCAACUGCCUCACCAGCGCCGCUGCGUGUGGCGCCAGCAGCACCACUCAGAGGGCCGCUGCUGCGUGUGCCAUCUGCGACAGUGCGGACGCCCAAGGGCUGCUGUGCUGGGGGGGCGUGUGCCUGCCUAACGUCACUUUCUCCACCGCACACCCUGACGGGCUUGCCCCGCCGCCCAUGUACUGCAAUGCGCAAGCGCUGGCGGCGCUGAAGAGUGCGAUCGGGGUGACGUUCACCACGUGGGCGCCCGCCACCUACUGCACCGUGGCGCCCACCGCCGUCAUUGCCGGCACGUGGACCGGCGUGCUCUGCAACUCCCUCGGCAAAGUCCCUGCGUUGAAGACAGUGCCAACUGCAGCCACUUUCCUCGGCUCUCCUGCCCUGCUGCUUGCUCAGGCCAUGCUGAUGGCGCAACUCGCCAACAGCAAGCUCACGGGCACUCUGCCACUCGCUGUCUCCACCCUCACAGCGCUCACUGCCAUCGACCUCACCUCCAACCUCUUCCAGGGUCGCCUGGACGAAGUUGCCACGCAGCUGCGCCUGCUCACCAACCUCAAAGCCAUCGACCUGGCCUACAACUGGCUCUCCGGCUCGGUGCCUGCGUUCAUGCUCACCCUUCCCAGCCUCACGGAGAUCACUCUAGGCUACAACUACCUGACGGGCGCGCUGCCCCCGGUGACAUCCCCGCUCUCAGUGGUGGACGUGCAGUUCAACUUCCUCGCCGGCACCUUCCCCACGCUCAACCUCACCCUCUGCGCCGCGCGCAUGAACUGCUUCCUCGACGCCACCAAGUGCAAGAACCCCAACCGCGCCGCCGAGCUCCCGCGGGCCGCUGCUGCCUGCGCCAUCUGCAACACGACCAACGCGCAGGGCCGGCUGUGCAGCGGCGGGCUGUGCACCGUCAACGCCACGGACCUCGUGGCACUCGGUGCUCCCAACAGUGCCGCGUCUCCCACACUGCCGCUCAUCUGCGUGGGAGCGGCGUUUGUGGCGAUGGACUCGGUGCAUACGGGUGCCAUGCUGAACCUCAAGGCGUCGCUGGGAGUGACCUUCACCGACUGGAAGGCCGACUCGCCCUGCUCCCUGCCCGGCGCCGUUGCCCCUGGUUCGUGGAGCGGGGUCACCUGCGACGGCACUGGCAAAGUGCUCGGCAUAGUCCUCAACUCGCAAAAACUGGGAGGCAGCAUCCACUCAGACAUCUCCAAGCUCACCACGCUCACAUCACUUGACCUGCAGUCCAACCUGCUGCAGGGGCGGCUGGACUCCUUCACUGCCGGCAUCAAGGCGCCCCUCGUGCUCAAGGAGCUGAGCUGUGAGUCCCUCGUGCUCAAGGAGCUGAGCUGUGAGUCCCUCGUGCUCAAGGAGCUGAGCUGUGAGUCCCUCGUGCUCAAGGAGCUCGCUCUGCAAUUCAACUACCUGUCUGGACAGUUCCCCUCCACGCUUCUCGCCCUCACCACCCUCUCCAAGCUCUCCGUGGCCUACAACUACCUCACGGGUCCCUUCCCAACCGUGCCGGCAUCAGCAAAGUCGCUGGACGUGCAGGGAAACUUCCUGUCGGGUUCCUUCCCCACCAACGCGCUCACCUACUGCGCCGCCACCACCAACUGCCUCACCGACGCCAACAACUGCGCCUCCCUCGGCAUCACCCAGCGCUCCGCCUCCGACUGUGCCAUCUGCGGCACCGCCUUUGGCCAGGGCACGCUGUGCGGGGGUGUGCCGUGCCUGGUCAACACCACGGGGGUCACGGCGCCUCCCACUGCCACGUCUCCCCCUCUCAACCUCUACUGCACGCCUGUUGCACUGGACACCAACACCACCACAACGCUGCUGGCGCUGAAGGCGGUGCUGGGAGUGACGGCCACGGACUGGAGUGCAACGACGGUGGCACUGAAGCCCAAGGCACUGAAGAGCAGCAGCGUGCCCCUCGCCACCAUGGUGGGCGCCUGCACCGUCGACGGGCAGACCCCUGCUCCCGGCUCGUGGACUGGUGUCUACUGCAACACCGCUGGCGCCAUCGUCGCCCUGUUGCUGCCGAACCAGAAGCUGACUGGAAGCCUAUCCUCCGACAUCAGCAAGCUCACAGCGCUCACCGCACUCAAGCUGAACCGCAACUACCUGACGGGGGUGGUGCCCACCGUGGGGGUAGCGGUGAAGGCGCUGAACGUGGCAGACAACUUCCUCUCGGGCUCCUUCCCCACUGCGGCCCUCACGGCGUGCGAUGCGCGCUCCAACUGCUUCGUGGACGCCUCCAAGUGCACCAACACCAACGGCACCGCGCAGCGCGCCACUGCCGACUGCAACGUCUGCGGCUCCACCGGGGCUGCCGGCAUGCUGUGCGGCGGCGGCUUCUGCACUCCCAACGCCACAGUGCCGGCCGGCACGGGCACGCCCAACACGGAGGGGCAGGCGGUGCUGCCGCUGUUCUGUCAGGGCGGCCCCAUCGAGGUCAACAUGCGCGGCGCCAUGCUCAACCUCAAGGCAUCACUGGGCGUCACUCUUACUGACUGGCUCGCCACCUCGCCGUGCAACAUCGCAGGGCAGAACACGGUGCCGGGGGCGUGGUCUAAUGUGGUCUGUGACACCGCCGGCAAGGUCUUGAGCAUCAUCCUGGACAGCAACCUGCUGCAGGGCCGCCUGGCGUUCUUCACGUCGGCCUUCAAGGGGCUCUCAGCGCUCAAGCAAUUGUCAGCCGCCUCUGCCUGCCUGCCCCCCACCUGCCCUCUGCCGCCCAUCCCAUUAUCCCUGUUGCAAGCUUCAUCGGACUUUGCAGCACUGCUUUCUCUGCUCUCCGCUGUUCCGCUUGCUCACGCUCUCUUGCUUGUGUGUUGCUGGUCUGUCUUGCCCUCACUCACUGCUGCCUGUGCCCGUGCCUGCUCUACCUCUCUCCCCUUCCCCCGCUGCCUGCCAAUCUGCAGCAAGGCACGCUUCAACUUCUUCGCGGGACCGCUGCCUUCUGCACUGCUCACACUCCCCACACUCACCAACCUCGACAUGAGCUACAACUACCUCACAGGCACCGUCCCCGCCACUGUAGGCACGGCGCUCAAGUCACUCAACAUCGGAGGCAACUUCCUGUCAGGCAGCAUCGGCACCCUCACCGGCGUGACGUGCUCGGCAGCACUCAACUGCCUCACCUCCCAGGGCAGCUGCACCUCCGGCGGCGUUCUCAACCGCGCCGGCUGUGGCAUCUGCGGCAGCCCUGACGGCCAGGGCACUCUGUGCGGCGGUGGGCUGUGCGUGCCGAAUGCUACGGAGGCAGUGGCGGGUAACAGCGUCCCCACGCUGUCCACGCCCAUCAUGAGCAUGUACUGCACGGGGGUCAUCAUCGACGCUGCCUCAGUCACAGCGCUGGGCAACAUAAAGACGGCGCUGGGAGUGACCUUCACGGACUGGGUGGCGCCCACGGCACUGCUCAAGCCCAAGGCAGCGGGCAGCACGGGCAGUGGCAGUGUGGCGCUGACGGACUGGCUCACCACGGGCGGCUACUGCACGGUGGAGGGACAGACCCCCGUCGCUGGCGCCUGGUCUGGCGUAUUUUGCAACGCCCUCGGCCAGCCCGUCAGCCUUCGACUCAAAAGCGUGCUCUGCAGCUCCCUCUGCCAUGCUUUUGAGUCGACUCAAAAGCGUGCUCUGCAGCUCCCUCGGCCAGCCCGUCAGCCUGUCAGCACCCUCUCACCCUCUGCCCCCUGCUGCGCUCUCGUUUUUCCUUCUGCAGCUGCUGCUCGGGCUGUUGCAGUGCCUGUCUUGCUGUUCAAGCCACUACCAAUGCACGUAACCAUGGCAGCAUGUAACUCGCCUCCCCGCCAUGCCCCUCCCUCCUCCCCACCCCAUGCUGGCAGGAAGCUGGACAAUCAGAAGCUCACCGGCUCAUUCCAUGCUGACAUCAGCAAGCUCUCCACGCUCACCAUGCUUGCCGACCACAUGCUCCCCUAUGCCGAGCGCCAAUGCCGGGCGGUAGGCAGGACACCCGCUCCACUCCUCCAUGCCUUCAUGCCCUCCCUCCCUCCGCUCCACCCCCUCCUCCCCCCUCUCCUCUCCUCGCACCACAAUCUGCUGCUGCCCGUGCAGGGAUUGUUUUGCCUCUUGUCUUGCCUCUGUGAGUGCCUUGCCUCUGUGAGUGCCUUGCCUCUCCGCCUCAACAACAACUAUCUCUUCGGCUCUGUGCCCCUCUGGCUCGUCUCCUUCGCCAAGCUCACCAACCUGUCAGUGCCCCACCGUGUCCCACCCUGCCCCACCCUGCUCCACCCUGCCCUCACCUGCCACAAAGUUAUCAAUCAACCCCUGCCACCCCAGCCGCCCCUAGCCUCGUGCAUUUCCCAAUCGUUUUACAAUCCAUGUUAUCCCCUCUGCUCCAUCCAUCUGUGGCCUCUCGUGUAUCAUGCUCUCCCUCACCCUUGCCUCUUGUGCCGCAUGCCGCUGUCCCUUGGCCCUCUUCCGUGCCCCAUGCGGCCGUCCCCUUAUCUCCUCCCUCAUCCGCCCCUUUCCUACCCUUCCAACCUCCUCCCUCCCUCUCCCCAUUCCUUCUCCUCCCCCCGGCCUGCGUGCAGCGAGCUGAGCAUGAACGCGCUCACGGGCACGUUCCCAGCACCCAUCUCCACCGCACUCAAGCGCCUCAUGGUGGACCAGAACUUCCUGGGCGGCACCUUCCCAGCCAACAGCGCCACCUACUGCACGGCCUACUACAACUGCAUCACCUCCUACACCACCUGCCCCGCCGUCUACCCCAACCUGCCUCAGCCCAGCUAUGGGUGCCAGUUCUGUGGCACCACCAACGCGCUGGGCACGGCGUGCAUGGGCAACCCGUGUGUGCCGGUGACGCCGUCGCCCAUCACGGCGGUCAACAAGUGGAACCCCGUCCCUGUCAUGCGCUGCGAUCCUGUCCCCAUCCAAGCCACUCAAGUGUGUUCCGCUCCUUUCCUGUGCCCCACGCUGUGCCCCACGCUGUGCCCCACGCUGUGCCCCACGCUGUGCCCCACGCUGUGCCGCCCCACGCUGUGCCCCACGCUGUGCCCCACGCUGUGCCCCACGCUGUGCCCCACGCUGUGCCCCACGCUGUGUCCCACAGUGUUCUCAACGGUGUCAAAGCGUCAGGCUUCUUCCCUCCCGACUCCUCAAAGCUCUCUGCGCUCACCAGGCUCUCCACCUUACACACCGCAGUGCUUUCAUUCCCAUCACACACCGCAGUGCCAUUGCAUUCGUCUCACAAGUCACCUGACAUCAACGUAUGUGUUUGUGUGCCGCGCUGUGUGCUGUGCUGUGUGCCGCGCUGUGUGCUCUGCCAUGCCUGCUGUGCUGCGUCGCAGUGACUUCUCGGUGAACUUCUUCACCAACCGCAUCGACACCUUCCUUGCGCCCUUCCUUCCCAUCAAGACCCUCAACACCCUUCGCCUCCACCAGAACUACUUAUCAGGCUCCUUCCCAGCCAGCAUCUCCGCCCUCACUGCCCUCACAGAACUGCGCCUGAACCUGAACUACCUGACGGGCAGCAUGCCGGCAGCACUGCCAGCAUCCCUCAAGGUGAUCGACCUGUCGAACAACUACCUGGUGGGCACCUUCCCCACCACCACCGCCACCUCCGUCGCCUGCGCCAGCAACUGCCUGCAGGACGCCUCCAAGUGCCCCGCCGGCUCUGCUCAGCGCGCUGCAGGCGGCUGUGCCAUCUGCGAGACGACCGACGCCACGGGCAGGAUGUGCGGCGGCGGCGUCUGCACGCCCAACGCCACGGCGCUCAUCGCAGCGCAGACGGUCAACCCCGACACGGCGCCGCUCUACUGCCUCGGGGCGUCCAUGGACCCUGCAAUGGGUGAGUGCGCUGGGGGGUGCACUGCGGUGUGUGGCGGCGGCAUCUGCACGCCCAACGCCACAGCGCUCAUCGCAGCGCAGACGGUCAACCCCGACACGGCGCCGUUCUACUGCCUUGGGGCGUCCAUGGACCCUGCUAUGGCGCUCAUCGCAGCGCAGACGGUCAACCCCGACACGGCGCCGCUCUACUGCCUUGGGGCGUCCAUGGACCCUGCUAUGGCGCUCAUCGCAGCGCAGACGGUCAACCCCGACACGGCGCCGCUCUACUGCCUCGGGGCGUCCAUGGACCCUGCUAUGGCACUGCUGUGUCUCUCUGCAGCCACGUUACUCCCGCAUGCUCACCCACCCAUGCUGUGUGCGCCUCCAGCGGCGGCGCUGCUGAACGUGAGGGCAGCACUUGGAGUGAUGCUCACGGACUGCUGCCUCUCCGUCCCUCCCCUGCCAUUCCUCACCUCUCCCCCAUUACCAUUCAAUCCCAACCUUAGCGGCGGCGCUGCUGAACCGGCGGCGCUGCUGAACAUGAGGGCAUCGCUGGGGGUGACGUUCACGGACUGGGCGCUGGACUCGCCGUGCACCAUCCAGGGGCUGCCGCCGCUGCCAGGCGCCUGGUCCAACGUCAUCUGCAACGUCUCCGGCAAAGUCAUGUCCAUUAAUCUGCGCUCCAACCUGCUGGAGGGCCGUCUGGACGUCUUCACGACCAACUUCAAGGCGCUCACGGCGCUCAAGGAAGCCUACUUUGACUUCAACUGGUUCACAGGGCCGAUCCCGUCCACCCUAGUCACCAUCGCGACCCUCUCCACCUUUGGUGCGAGCUACAACUACCUGUACGGUUCCAUUCCCGCUCCAGGCGCGGCACUCAAGGCCAUAGCGCUGGACGGCAACUGGCUGUCGGGCACCUUCCCUGGAACCGGCUUCUCCUCCUGCUCCGCCACCAGCAACUGCCUCGCCAGCAUCGGCGCCUGCACCACGCUCGGCACCGUGCAGCGCGCCGCCGCCGCCUGCGCCGUCUGCGACACCGCAGACGGCUCAGGCACCGUGUGCGGCGGCGGCACGUGUGCACCCGACACAGCUGCGCCUCUCAGCACCAGCACCCCCAACAGCGCGACGGCGGCGGUGCUGCCGUGGUUCUGCGUCGGCGUGCCACUGGACGCCACGCAGGGCAACAUCCUGCUGGCGCUCAAGACCACGCUGGGCGCCACCUUCUCUGAUUGGACCGCCUCCACACUCGCCGCCCCCAAGGCCACCUCCACCAAGCCCAAGAAGGGGCCCAAGCGCCGGUCCCUGCAAGGGAGGGGGUCAGGGCUGCUGUACGACUGGAAGGCGGUGGGGUCGUGCACCAUCCAGGGCCAGACGCCCAUUGCUGGCUCUUGGACUGGCGUGCGCUGCUCUCCGCUCGGCCAAGUCGUCAGCCUGCGGCUGUCGUCCAACCUCUUCUUCAGCCGCCUCGACUCCUACAUCGUGCCCAUCACGCCCACCGCCAGCCUCAAGGAGCUCCACAUCAACUUCAACUGGUUCUAUGGCACCGUCCCCACCACGCUCGUCAACAUGCCAGCCCUCUCCAUUCUCCCGCACCGCCCCCCACACCCUCCUCCACUCAACAUCCUUUCCCCACCUAACCCACUGCCCCAUCGCUCUCACUCCUUCACGUCGCUUCAAGCUCCCCUCCACCCACCCGUUCCUAACACACAGCCGAUGCUUCGCCUGCGUUGGUGCGUGCGUGCAACUCUUCCCCCAAACCCCAGUGUGGUGAGCUACAACUACCUCACAGGCACACUGCCCAAGCCAGGGGCAUCACUCAAGGCGCUCGACACAGAGUUCAACUUCCUCUCAGGCUCCUUCCCCGUCGCCUCUCUCGCCUACUGCACAGCCCGCAGCAACUGCUUCGUCAACGCCACCGCGUGCCUGAACCUUGACGGGACCGUGCAGAGGGGCACAGGCUGCAACGUGUGUGGGUCCAGCAAUGGGCAGCUGCCGCUGUGUGGUGGGGCGGUGUGCACGCCCGACCCCUCGGCGUAUGUGACGUCCAAAGUACCCAACAGCGCCUCCGCUCCCACCCUCGCCCUCAAGUGCCCUUCCUUGCCCCUCGAUGCCACGAGCUGGGCGGCGCUGGUGAACAUAGGGGCGGCGCUGGUGAACAUAGGGGCGGCGCUGGGAGUGACGCACAGAUUCUCACCAAUGUCUUGUUUCCUUUCUUCUGUGCGUGCUGCUGCCCCCCCUCACUCCUCUGCCUUCGCCCUGCAUCUGGGGUACAAUCUGCUGUACGGCCGCCUUUCCACCUUUGUCUCCAACAUCACGCCGCUCACCUCCAUUGUCACCCUGUGCGUCCCCUCGCCCCUCUCCUCCCCUUCCACCCUCAUCUCACAUGCCUCCCACCCUCAUCUCACAUGCCUCCCACCCUCAUCUCACAUGCCUCCCACCCUCAUCUCACAUGCCUCCCACCAUCCGCUCACAUGCCUCCCACCAUCCGCUCACCUUCCCCUCACUUUGCCAACCUUUUCUAGCACUACCUUCCUUUUCCCCUCUCUUUGCUCACGCGUCCUCCUCUCCAUGUGUGUGCGCCCCCCCCACAUCCGUCUGAGUGCCAACUACCUGACGGGCACGCUGCCAGCUGUGCCCACCAAGCUCAAGUACCUGGCCGUCAACCACAACUUCUUCGCCGGCGCCUUCCCCAAUCAAGCCUUCCAGUUCUGCGACAUCCGCAACAACUGCUUCUCAAACCUUGGCACCUGCUACAACGCCUACGGCGUGGCUCAGCGCACCUCCGGCUGCAACAUCUGCGCCACCAGCAACGCCGCCCCACCCCUCUGCAGCGGCGCUCCCUGUAUUCUCAACGCCACGAGUGUUCUGGCGGCUGGCACGGUGAACAGCCUCACGGCGGUCGUGCAGCCCUUCUACUGCGGACCUGCCAUCAUCGAUGCCACUGCUGGUGAGUGCACACCCACAUCUCUGCGUCACAUGCGCUCCGUGUGUUCUCAACGCUAUGGCCCCCCCGGCGGCUGGCGCACGCAAGCGCUGCUGGUGCUGAGGGCGGCGCUGGGAGUGACGCAGACGAGCUGGCUGGUGGACUCGCCGUGCGACAUCGCGGGCAACCCGCCCAUGCCCGGCAGCUGGGCGGGCGUUGCCUGUGACACCACUGGCAAAGUCGUACAGCUGGAGCUGCCCAAUCAGGGGCUGCGGGGAGAUCUGCCCGCUGACGUCUCCAAGCUCACUGCCCUCACCCGCAUCAGCAUGGCGUCCAACCUGGUGGAGGCACGCCUGGGCGAGUGGGCCACGGUGCUCACCACGCUCAAGACCUCCCUUGACAACAUGGCGUCCAACCUGCUGGAGGCACGACUGAACGAGUGGGCCACGGUGCUCACCACCCUCAAGGGGCUCAAGCACCUGUCAGUGCCCGCCCUUCCCUUCCCUGCCCUGCACCCCCUGCCUUGCCUGCCCUCCCUGCCCUGCCCUCCCUGCCUUGCCUGCCCUCCCUGCCUUGCCUGCCCUCCCUGCCCUGCCCUCCCUGCCUUGCCUGCCCUCCCUGCCUUGCCUGCCCUCCCUGCCCUGCCCUCCCUGCCUUGCCUGCCCUCCCUCCCCUGCCCUCCCUGCCUUGCCUUCCCUCCCUGCCUUGCCUGCCCUCCCUGCCUUGCCUGCCCUCCCUGCCUUGCCUGCUCUCCCUGCCUUGCCUGCCCUCCCUGCCCUGCCCUCCCUGCCUUGCCUGCCCAACCUGAUCUCUCCCUCCCCUCCACCUGUCUCCCGCCUUUUCAUUUCUCCAACGUCUCCACCCCUCUCCAUCCCUUCCCACCCCUCCCAAACAGCGCUCUCAACUACAACUGGUUCUCCGGCCCUCUGCCGUCCUACCUGCUCACUCUCUCGACCCUCACAACGCUCAACUUACAAUUCAACUACCUCACCGGCAGCAUCACAGGCGUCCCAGCAGCAGCCCUCAAGACCAUAAACGUGGCGUCCAACUUCCUGGCGGGCUCCUUCCCAGCCUCCUCCACCACCAUGUGUGACGCGCGCAACAACUGCCUGCUCGACGCCUCCAAGUGUGUCUCCUCGGGCUCCUCCGCGCAGCGCACUGCCACCGCCUGCAUGAUCUGCGGCUAUGCAAACGCGUCCACGCUGCUGUGCGGUGGGGGGGUGUGUGCGCCGAAUACUACCCUGGUGCUGCCGACAAAGACGCCCAACAGCGCUUCUGCUGCCGUGCUGCCACUCAUGUGCACUGGCGUUCGCGUCGACCCUGCUGCCCUCCCUCUGCCUCCUCCCACUGCCUCCUCCCUCUGCCUCCUCCCUCUGCCUCCUCCUUUUGCCUCCUCCCUCUGCUUGCUCUGCUGCUCACACACCCUCCUCCCUCUCCCAUGUGCCAUACACUCUGCCACCUCUGCGUUCCGCUCCCGCUCACCCACUCUCCCUCUCGGCCUCUUCACCCCCCUGGAUCCCCCUGCGCGCCUCCUUGCGUCCCCACUCCCCGCAGUGCCGAUUCUGGCAAACCUGAAAACAGCGCUGGGAGUGCCGCACCAAGGGUGGGGCGUGCAGACGCUGUGCACGGUGACGGGCAUCUACAGGGGCCCGCAGGACAUGUCGGCAGUCAACUGCAACAUACAGGGCGGCGUGGUCGACAUCUUCCUCAAGCAGCGCUUCAUGGACAUGUCGAGCAACUUCCUGUCGGGCCGGCUGGACCCCUUCAUCACGCCGCUCACCGGCCUCACCGCGCUGAAAUACCUGGUGAUGAGUUACAUUGAGUUGAUUUUUGAGGCCCCUCAGAAAUCCUCUCCCUCCUUCCCCACCCACCUCCUGCGAGCCGCAGCCGUGAUGAGUUACAACUUCUUCUCGGGCUCCCUCCCCUCCACCAUCUCCUCCAUCAAGGGCCUAUACAUGCUGAGCGUGGGGUGGAACUACCUGACAGGGUCGGUGCCGGUGCUGGGAACAUCAACCCUGCAGGUGCUGGAUCUGGAGAACAACUGGCUCACCGGCAAAUUCCCCUCCACUGCCAACUGGUACUUCUGCACGGCGCGCGCCAACUGCUUCAUCGACCCCACGCCGUGCAAGAACAACAACAACCAGGGCAUCACGCAGCGGCCGUCCUGUGCCAUUUGUAACAGCGCGGAUGGAACGGGCACGUUGUGCGGUGGGAUUGUGGCCUGCCAGCCAGACCCGGCAGCUGUGAAGGCUGCUACUUCCUUCCCAACGACCAGCACUCCUGUGCUGCCGCUCACCUGCCCGCCUGUUCCGCCCGUCACCACCGACGCCACUGCAGGUACGUCUGUGGCUGUGCGUCAUGCUUCUGCUGCCACCAUCACCUGCUGUCCCAAGUCCAUGCGAUUCACCACUGCUGCCCCAUCGGCGCUGAUGAACAUCAAGACGGCGCUGGGAGUGACGUACACCAGCUGGGCGCCUUCAUCCUCCUGCACUGCUGCCUCAUCGGCACUGAUGAACAUCAAGACGGCGCUGGGAGUGACGUACACCAAUUGGGCAGCCUCCUCCACCUGCACUGAUGUUGGCAGCGCGGGUGGUGGUGGCUUCACUGGCGUUGAGUGUGACUCCCUCGGCAACCCCGUCAAGAUUUCGCUCAAGUCGAACCUCUUCAGGGCGCGUCUGGAUGAGUUCUCCAGCAGGAUUCCUGCGCUGCCCAACCUCGCAGUGCUCCUACUGGACUUCAACUGGUUCUUUGGCAGUCUGCCCCCUGCAGUCAUCGGCAUGCCCAAGCUCACACGCCUUGGCCUGUCCUACAACUACCUCACAUACCGUGUGCCGCCGGUGUCAGCAGCAAUCAAAGACCUCGACGUGGGCUUUAACUUCCUCUCAGGCUCCUUCCCGGCCAACACUGCCACGUCAUGCGGCGCCAACAGCAACUGCUUCCAGAGCGCCGCCACGUGCGCCACCAAGGGCACGGCGCAGCGCACGUCCGGGUGCAAUUUCUGCCAGGCCAGCACGGGGCAGGGCAUGCUGUGCUACGGCCGCGGCGUCUGCACCGUCAACGCCUCCGUGCCCUUUGCUGCCGGCACGCCCAAUGCUGUCGGCGCUCCCACGCUGCCCUUUACUUGCGUCAAGAGACAGGCCGGGGAGGAGGGGGGAGCUGAGAUGGUGCUGACGCUGGUGCACCUGAGGCUGGUCCUGUUGUCAUGUCAGCACUUCCUUUCCUUCUGUUGCAACGCACUGUCUCCUCCCUCUCACUGUCUCCUUGUGCCCUGCCCACCUGCCCACCUGUGCCUGUGUGUGGGCGUGCAGACAUUGUGUGUGGCACCGACUAACGCUGCCAUCUCAGUACUGCCUUCGGUUUCUUACUCUCUCUCUCUCUCUCUCUCUCUCUCUCUCUCUCUCUCUCUCUCUCUCUCUCUCUCUCUCUCUCUCUCUCUCUCUCUCUCUCUCCCUCCCCCUCUCUUCUCUCUCCCUCCUUGUGGCCCACCUGCGCCUGUGUGUGUGUGUGCAGACACCGUGUGCGGCUCUGCCUCGCCGGUCCUCUGUCCCAACGACUGGCGCUGCGCUGGUCUGCAGUGUAUCAUGAACUUUGUCAACUGCGUUGGCUACCUCUGCGUCUAG